UAAAAUUCCACUUAAGGAAAACUAGGCCAAUUCCUAUUGAGUUUCAGAUAUUUCGGCAAAUCUCCGUCCUAAAGCUUCAACAAUGGAGGAUGUGCUGACCGACCUUCCGCCGCCAUCAAGAUUCUUCGAUGAAGACCUCGAUAACUUCGCCACCCCAACCCCUUCACUCCCCUCCCCUUUCCUCCGCCUCAACCCUAAUCGCCCAAAUCUCCGCCCUUCUCUCCUCAUCAUCGCCAUCUCCACCCCCUCUCUCUCCCUCCUCCGCCGCAUCCCGCACAAAACCCUGAUCGGAACCCUAAUCCUCCCAGAAAGCCCGCAUUCCUCCAAAUCCUGCAACAUCUACUUCAUUGAUCGGCCUUCUCCCGCCAUACUUGUCGCUGUUCAUCACAAAGUCUCCGACGAGAGGUCUCGCGCCGUCGCGAAGGUGCUGUUGGGUGAUAUCAUCGGAGAGAGAGUCCUGAUCAUGGAUUCGAUCAAGGCGGAGAAUUACAGGAGUUCGGUGAGGGAUGAAGCUGCGGGUUUCAAGCUGGAGACGUCGUCGGAGAGAGGCGGAGAGGAUCGUUUGGUUCGAGAUUGGGAGUACUUGCCAUCGGGGAGCGUGAUGGGGGGACUUGGAGCGGCGUUGCUCGGGGAGUGUCAGAUGAGGGGUUGGAAGGCGACGAUGUGCGCAACGUGGCCGGAGAAUGGCUGGUCGGUGGCUGCGAAGCUGAGGUAUGUAAUGAGGGAUUUGGGAUUUGAUGUGGAUGGGGAUGAGAGUGGGGACGGCGAUGGAAUCAGGGUUCCUUCUCGCUUCCACUCGGAACUGUAUGUUUGAGGUAUUUGCUUUGUUUGAGCUUUGAAAUUGACUCCUUUUUAGCGGGGUGGAUUUGAUCUUUUGCUUCAAUGAGAAAACCAUUGUGUUGUAUUUCGGUUCAUCUGUUUCAAUCAAAAUUCGUGCUUUUCUCUUCAAUCAAAGAUUCAGAGAAGACGAGCCUUUUGAGUGA
This is a messenger RNA of Phalaenopsis equestris, 983 nucleotides long. RefSeq lists its product as uncharacterized. Bases 83 to 814 code for a protein of 243 amino acids. The transcript has a single exon. The record is from RefSeq and is a predicted model, not a curated record. Lineage: Eukaryota; Viridiplantae; Streptophyta; Magnoliopsida; Asparagales; Orchidaceae.